Messenger RNA from Populus nigra (black poplar), 1474 nucleotides. RefSeq names its product putative RNA-binding protein involved in heterochromatin assembly. The record is from RefSeq and is a predicted model, not a curated record. The coding region runs from base 153 to 1313 and encodes 386 amino acids. The transcript has 2 exons. NCBI's taxonomy places the organism in Eukaryota, Viridiplantae, Streptophyta, Magnoliopsida, Malpighiales, Salicaceae.
AAGCAAAGAUUCAUGGAGUAUUAUGCCACCCUAAGGCGGUGUUUACUUCUUAUAAAUAUAUGCCUUUGCAACUCUAUUUUUUCAUCUCAUAUAAUCCAGUAUUAGUUUUGCAGCACUUAGGGAUCAACAAAAGAUAGUACAAACUAAGAUUUAUGGCUAAAAUGAAGUCAUAUAUUUUGGUAGCGGUUUUCGUUGUGUUAAUUGCUACACAAGGCAUGGUUGUUCAAGGCAGUAGCAAUGGCAAUGGGAGCGCAAACAAUGGCAAUAACAAUGGAAAUGGAAAUAAUGGAAAUACCAAUGGCAAUGGGAACCACGGCAACAGCAAUGGUAAUAACAACGACGGCAAUGAUAAUGGAAAUGGAAACAACGGCAACGGCAACGGUAAUGACAACGGCAAUGAAGACCACGAUGACUUGACACCUCUUGGGAGUGGACAGGAACGAGCUCAAUGCAAGGCGAAGGGGCAUUGUAAAAACAAGAUCGUAGUCUGUCCAGCUCAGUGCCCAGAGAAGAAGCCCAAGAAGAACAAGAAGCACAAGGCAUGCUUUAUUGACUGCAGCAGCAAGUGUGAGGUGACUUGCAAGUAUAGGAAACCUAAUUGUAAUGGAUAUGGCUCUCUCUGUUAUGAUCCUCGGUUUGUUGGUGGUGAUGGUGUGAUGUUCUAUUUCCAUGGAGCAAAGGGUGGUAACUUUGCCAUUGUCUCUGAUGAUAACCUCCAAAUUAAUGCCCACUUCAUUGGAAGCAGACCUCAAGGAAGGACUCGGGACUUCACCUGGGUACAAGCACUCUCAGUCAUGUUUGAUUCACACAAUCUUAUCAUUGCUGCAAACAAGGUAUCACACUGGGAUGACAAUGUCGAUUCACUCAAUGUGAGAUGGGACGGGGAAGCAAUUAACAUUCCUACUGAUGGAGAAGCUGAAUGGAGGAGUGACAGCGAAGAAAGACAAGUUGUAGUGGAAAGAACUGAUGACACCAACGCCAUGAAAGUGACUGUUGCUGGUCUACUGGAGAUGGAUAUAAAGGUAAGGCCUAUCGGGAAACAUGAAAACAAAGUUCACAACUACCAGUUGCCGGACAACGAUGCAUUUGCUCACUUGGAGACACAGUUUAGGUUUAAAAACUUAACCGAUCUCGUGGAAGGUGUUUUGGGAAAGACAUACAGACCAGACUAUGUUAGUCCUGUCAAGACAGGGGUGCCCAUGCCAAUGAUGGGGGGAGAGGACAAGUACCAAACUCCAUCUCUCUUGUCUCCCCUCUGCAGGCUUUGCAGGUUUCAGGGCGCAUCAGCUGGGAAUGGGAUCGCCACGAUCUAAUUGAUUAAGUUGCCUUCUCAGCUCAACAUUAAUGAACUUGAUUAAGAAAAUAAAAUCACGUCUUUCAAUUCUUUGUAAACCCAAUACCAGCGAAGGAAACGCUGUAUCAUCAAGGUUCUUUUUUCUUGAAUAUUUAUAUAAAAAUAAUAAUGUUAUGAAAA